Molecule: messenger RNA, 1092 nt
Organism: Apaloderma vittatum (bar-tailed trogon)
Lineage: Eukaryota; Metazoa; Chordata; Aves; Trogoniformes; Trogonidae
Product: cadherin-13-like
Exons: 8
Biological process (GO): calcium-dependent cell-cell adhesion; multicellular organism development; homophilic cell-cell adhesion
Cellular component (GO): adherens junction; plasma membrane; catenin complex
Molecular function (GO): calcium ion binding; cadherin binding
Source: RefSeq, a predicted model, not a curated record
AUGGGCAGAAAAAUGAUGUUUCAAGUGGAAUUUGAUGACUGCAAGGGGAAUAACAAAUUGAACUUCGAAGUUUCUAACCCAGACUUUAUGGUGGAACGUGACGGGUCUUUAGUUGCACUAAAGAAUAUAUCAGAAGCUGGCAGAGCCUUUUUUGUACAUGCGCGGUCUGAGCAUGCUGAGGAUAUGGCAGAAAUAUUGAUUGUUGAAGCAAAAGAAAAACAUGGUGCAUUAAAGGAAAUCUUUAAGAUAGAAAGCAACCUUGGAAUUCCGAGACAAAAAAGGGCUAUUUUGGCGACUCCAAUAUUAAUUCCUGAAAAUCAAAGACCACCAUUCCCCAGAUCUGUUGGCAAGGUCGUCAGCAGUGAAGGGUCAGAGGGAGCAAAGUUUCGACUUUCUGGUAAGGGAGUAGAUCAAGACCCAAAAGGAAUUUUUAGAAUCAAUGAGAUCAGCGGGGAUGUCUCUGUGACCCGAACCCUUGAUAGAGAAGCAAUUGCCAGUUAUGAGCUUGAAGUUGAGAUCACAGAUACAAGUGGGAAAACCAUUGAUGGUCCAGUCCGCCUAGAUAUUUCUGUUAUUGAUCAAAAUGACAACAGGCCAAUGUUUAAAGAAGGACCCUACGUUGGUCAUGUCAUGGAGGGAUCCCCUACAGGAACAACUGUGAUGCGUAUGACAGCGUUUGAUGCUGAUGAUUCUAGCACAGACAACGCUCUUCUGCGGUAUAACAUUCUCAAACAAACACCUACCAAACCAUCUCCAAACAUGUUCUAUAUUGACCCAGAAAAAGGAGAUAUUGUUACAGUGGUGUCGCCUGUACUGUUGGAUCGUGAAACUAUGGAAUCCCCCAAAUACGAGCUAGUUAUAGAAGCUAAGGAUAUGGGUGGUCUCGAUGUGGGACUAACUGGCACUGCAACUGCCACUAUUCUUAUUGAUGACAAAAAUGACCAUCCACCAGAAUUUACCAAGAAGGAGUUUGGUAAUAUGGGCAAGUACGUGAAAAAAAACUUGGGCGCCUACUUAGCCUCAAAAGUACUGUUAGAUGGUGUCUAUGUCUGUCGAAACUCCAGUUCACUCAUUGAUAGUGAAAUGUACCCU